Eutrema salsugineum is the source of this 2670-nucleotide messenger RNA. Its product is annotated as G-type lectin S-receptor-like serine/threonine-protein kinase At1g11300. Gene Ontology annotation, biological process: protein phosphorylation; recognition of pollen. The coding region runs from base 38 to 2506 and encodes 822 amino acids. The transcript is spliced from 7 exons. The record is from RefSeq and is a predicted model, not a curated record. Lineage: Eukaryota; Viridiplantae; Streptophyta; Magnoliopsida; Brassicales; Brassicaceae. Gene Ontology annotation, molecular function: ATP binding; protein serine/threonine kinase activity.
AGUUUCUGUCAGUUCUUGAAAGGCUGGGACAGAAUCUAUGGGACUUCAUAAGAGCAUGAGUCCAUUUGUUCUUGUUCUUCUUCUUUCACUUCCUUGCUUCUUACUAAAUGUCUGUCUGGCUCAGGACAGAGCUUUCUUUUCUGGCAACCUCAGUGAUUCUGAGUCGAUAGUCUCCAGCUUUCGCACGUUCAGGUUCGGUUUCUUCAGCCCUGUGAAUUCCACAAGUCGGUAUGCAGGUAUAUGGUAUAACAGCAUUCCUGUACAAACUGUGAUAUGGGUUGCUAACAAAGAUAAGCCCAUCAAUGACUCCUCUGGAGUUAUUUCAGUAUCUGAAGAUGGAAACCUCGUAGUCACAGAUGGCCAGAGGCGUAUUCUAUGGUCAACUAACGUCUCUGCUCAAGUUAGCGCCAAUUCCACUGUCGCUGAGCUUUUGGAUUCGGGGAACCUCGUGUUAAAAGAUGCUAACACCAAUGCAUAUCUUUGGGAGAGUUUCAAGUAUCCUACUGAUUCUUGGUUGCCAAAUAUGUUGGCUGGAACAAACGCAAGAACCGGAGGAGGGAACAUCACAAUAACUUCUUGGAAAAACCCUUCAGAUCCUUCCCCUGGGAGCUACACUGCUGCACUCGUUCUUGCUGCAUAUCCAGAGAUCCACAUUUUGAGCAAUGAUAAUAAUAAUGCUACAGUGUGGCGCACUGGCCCUUGGAAUGGCCAGAUGUUUAACGGUUUACCAGAUAAGUAUACAGGCGUCUUUCUCUACAGAUUCAUGGUUAAUGAUGAUACCAAUAGAUCAGUCACCAUGUCCUAUGCUAAUGAUUCGACUUUAAGAUACUUCUACAUGGAUUACAGAGGAUCUGUGAUCCGGAGAGAUUGGAGUGAGGCUAGGAGAGGCUGGACGGUCGGUGACCAGGUUCCAGCAACCGAGUGUGAUAUUUACAGAAGAUGUGGCCAGUUCGCUACCUGCAAUUCCCUGAAAACCCCGCCUUGUUCUUGCAUUAGAGGGUUUAGGCCAAGGGACCUCAUAGAGUGGAACAAUGGAAACUAUAGUGGUGGAUGCAUAAGAAAGGUUCCUUUGCAGUGUGAAAGACAGAACAAUAAUGGGAUUGCUGAUGGAUUUCUAAGGCUUAAGCGAAUGAAAUUGCCUGACUUGGCAAGAAGAUCCGAAGCUAGUGAACAAGAAUGCUUAAGGACUUGUUUGCAGACAUGUUCUUGUGUAGCUUGUGCUCAUGGCUUAGGUUAUGGCUGCAUGGUUUGGAAUGGAAGUUUAGUUGAUUCGCAGGAGAUGUCUGCUAGUGGAAUGGAUCUUUAUAUCCGUCUUGCACAUUCAGAAAUCAAAAUGCCGGACAGACGACCGGUUAUCAUCGGUACAUCAUUGGCAGGCGGUAUUUUUGUUGUGGCAGCUUUUGGUCUUUUGGCACGACAUAUUGUCAAGAAGAGAAGAGCGAGAAAGAAAGGUACAGAUACAGAGCAAAUUUUUGAGAGAGUAGAAGCUUUAGCUGGUGGUAGUAAAGGAAAGUUGAAAGAGCUACCACUGUUUGAGUUUCAAGUGUUAGCUGCAGCGACUGAUAAUUUCUCUCUGAGCAAUAAGCUCGGACAAGGCGGGUUUGGUCCUGUUUACAAAGGGAAGUUGCAAGAAGGGCAAGAGAUUGCAGUGAAGAGACUGUCAAGAGCAUCUGGACAAGGGCUUGAGGAACUUGUUAAUGAAGUGGUUGUGAUCUCUAAGUUGCAACACAGAAAUCUGGUGAAAUUACUCGGCUGCUGCAUUGAAGGAGAAGAAAGGAUGUUAGUCUAUGAGUUCAUGCCCAAUAAAAGCUUAGACUAUUAUCUAUUUGACCCAGUGAAGGCAAGACUUCUUGAUUGGAAGACACGGUUUAACAUUAUCAAUGGAAUAUGUAGAGGACUUCUGUACCUUCACAGAGAUUCUAGGCUGAGAAUCAUUCACAGAGAUCUAAAAGCUAGCAACAUCUUGUUAGAUGAGAAUCUGAUUCCGAAAAUAUCUGAUUUCGGGUUGGCCAAGAUUUUCCCAGGGAAUGAAGAUGAAGCAAACACCAGACGGGUCGUUGGAACAUAUGGCUAUAUGUCACCAGAAUAUGCAAUGCGAGGACAGUUUUCAGAGAAAUCUGAUGUUUUCAGCUUGGGUGUGAUACUGUUAGAGUUUGUCAGUGGAAGAAGAAACUCAAACUCGACUCUUUUAGCUUAUGCAUGGUCAAUCUGGAACGAAGGGGAGAUUAGUGGUCUAGUAGAUCCUGAGAUAUUUGACCCACUCUUUGAAAAAGAAAUAUGCAAAUGCGUUCACAUCGGACUUCUGUGCGUGCAAGAAGCUGCUAAUAGAAGGCCAAGUGUUGCUACAGUAUGUUCCAUGCUGAGCAGCGAGAUUGCAGUUCUUCCAAAACCGAAACACCCUGCAUUUACAUUAAGAGACGGUGUUUCAGAAGCUGAGUCCUCUGAGAACAUUGACUUUAAUGCCUCUAUCAACGAUGUCACCAUCACCGAUGUCUCCGGACGUUAGAACCUGCAGAAUCAAAAAUGUAUGUGUAAUUUCUGAAGCUCUUAAAAGCGUGGCCAGAGAAUAUUUUAUCUAUCCUGAUAGAUGGUUUAGGUCUCAUACAUGUAGUAAUGUACAAGUACUUCUUUUCAUGUAACAAACUCCCACUGUAAGAAAUCAAAAUACGU